This is a messenger RNA of Chinchilla lanigera (long-tailed chinchilla), 8002 nucleotides long. It is a transcript of the gene Ros1, whose product is annotated as ROS proto-oncogene 1, receptor tyrosine kinase. The coding region runs from base 225 to 7235 and encodes 2336 amino acids. Gene Ontology annotation, cellular component: membrane; signaling receptor complex. The transcript has 44 exons. Gene Ontology annotation, molecular function: protein binding; ATP binding; transmembrane receptor protein tyrosine kinase activity. Lineage: Eukaryota; Metazoa; Chordata; Mammalia; Rodentia; Chinchillidae. Gene Ontology annotation, biological process: regulation of TOR signaling; cell surface receptor protein tyrosine kinase signaling pathway; protein phosphorylation. The record is from RefSeq and is a predicted model, not a curated record.
GUUCUGAAAGCUCUUAUGGGAGUGUUUCAAGCUAUCUAGGACUCAAAUUUCUAAACUAAAAGGUCUGAACGUUAUUUCAAAAGGCAAAGAUACUCUAACAUUGCAAAACAAGGUAAAAAAACUCCACUAGAGACUCUUUCGUCGAGGUAAUGAAGCUUAAAGAACUCAUACAGAAAAUGGAGAAAUUCAGACCGGCCAUCUAACAGUCCACCACUGGCGAAGGGAUGAGGCGUGUUGGCUUUACAGCUCUUGGUAGCAUAUGGAUUUCUGCGGCCCAGUGUGCAAUUUUAAACACCUGCCUGAAGUCCUGUGUAACUAACUUGGGUGAGCAGCCGGACCUUGGCACCCCACAUAAUCUGAGUGGACCGUGUAUCCAAGGAUGUCACUUUUGGAGCUCUAUACACCAGGAAAACUGUGCUGUCAAGUGUAAUGAUACUUAUGCCGCUGUUUAUGAGCGAGAGGCCUGCGAAGUUGGCUGCAGCAGUGCAGAAGGCGCCUACGAGGAGGAGGUGCUGGAAAACACAAACCUCCCUACUGCACCCUUUGCUUCUUCUAUCGGAAGCCACAGUGUUACUUUAAGGUGGAAAUCUGCCAACAUCUCUGAAGUGAAAUACAUCAUUCAGUGGAAAUACGCACAACUUCCAGGAAGCUGGACUUACACUGAGACUGUGUCCGAGCUCUCCUACAUGACGCAGGCCCUACACCCUUUCACGGAAUAUGUUUUUCGAGUCGUUUGGGUCUUCACAGCCCAGCUGCAGCUUUCUUCUCCACCAAGCCCAAGUUACAGGACUCAUCCUCAUGGAGUUCCUGAAACUGCGCCUUUUAUUAAGAAUAUCGAGAGCUCUGGCCCUGACACUGUGGAAGUCAGUUGGACUCCACCCCAGUUCCCAGGUGGACCUAUUUUGGGUUAUAAUUUAAGGCUGAUCAGCAAAAAUAAUAAAUUUGAUUCAGGGACACAGAGAACCAGUUUCCAGUUUUAUUCUACUCUUCCAAAUACCACCUACAGGUUUUUUGUUGCAGCAGUAAAUGAAGUUGGUGAGGGGCCAGAAGCAGAAUCUAGCAUUACCACCUUGUCCCUGGCAGUUCAAGAAGAGGAACAGUGGCUCUUUUUAUCCAGAAAAACGUCUCUAAGAAAGAGAUCUCUAAAACACUUAGUAGAGGAAGCACAUUGUCUUUGGUCAGAUGGUAUACAACAUAAUAUUACAGGUAUAUCAGCUGAUGUGCACCGGCAAGUUGUUUAUUUCUCCGAGGGAGCUGUCAUAUGGAUGAAGGAGGUUGCUCAUAUGUCUAAUGUGUCUGACCUGAGAGUGUUUUACAGAGGUUCAGGUCUGAUUUCUUCCAUCUCCACAGAUUGGCUUUACCAGAGAAUGUAUUUCAUCAUGAAUGAGCUGGUAUAUGUCUGUGACUUAGAGAACUGUUCAAACUUUGAGGAAAUUACCCCGCCCUCCAUUAUCGCACCUCAAAAACUUGUGGCUGAUGCCUACAAUGGGUACAUCUUUUAUCUCCUGAGAGAUGGCAUUUACAAAGUCGAUCUCCCUAGGCCAUCUGGCAGAGAUGCCAAGCCUGUGCACAUUGUGGAGAGCUGCACGUUGAAGGACUUUGCAAUAAAACCACAGUCUAAGCGGAUCAUUUACUUCAACGACACUACCCAAGUCUUCAUGUCAACAUUUCUAGAUGGCUCUGCUUCCCGUCCUGUCCUCCCUCAGUUCCCCUUUGCUGAUGUGCAGAGCUUUGCUUGUGAAAAUAAUGACUUCCUUGUGACAGAUGGCAAGGCCAUUUUCCAACAGGACUCCAUGUCUUUUAAUGAGUUUAUUGUGGGAUGUGACCUGAGUCACAUAGAAGAAUUUGGGUUUGGUAACUUGGUCAUCUUUGGUUCCUCCACCCAGCCAUACCCUGUCCCACACCGCCCAAAGGACAUCUCUGUGCUGUUUGGGUCUCACCAGGCCCUUGUUCAGUGGAAGCCUCCUGCCCUCCCCAUUGGAGCCAGCCCUUCUGCCUGGCAGAAUUGGACUUACGAGGUACAGGUAUCAACCCAAGACCUUCCAGAGUUUACUCAAACUUUCUCUAACAUACACGGAGUCAUGCUUAACAUACCUGGGCUGCAGAGUGCUGUGAAAUACAAAGUUUCUGUGAGAGCAAGUUCUCCCAAGGGGCCAGGACCCUGGUCAGAGCCCUCAGUGGGUACGACCCUGGUGCCAGCUACUGAGCCACCAUUUAUUAUGGCUGUGAAAGAAGAUGGUCUUUGGAGUAAACCCCUGAACAGCUUUGGCCCGGGAGAGUUCUUAUCCUCUGAUAUAGGAAAUGUGUCAGACAUGGAUUGGUAUAACAACAGCUUGUACUAUAGCGACACUAGAGGAGAGGUUCACGUGCGGCUGCUGAAUGGGUCGGGAGUCUCCGAGAGCCAUCGCAUCCCCAGCAUCGCAGGGGCAGGGGCUCUGACUUUUGAGUGGUUGGGUCGCUUUCUCUACUGGGCUGGAAAGACCUAUGUGAUCCAAAGGCAGUCUGUGCUGACAGGACACUCUGACAUGGUCACACACGUGAAGCUGUUGGUGAACGACAUGGCGGUGGACUCCGUGGGUGGAUAUCUCUAUUGGACCACACUCUACUCAGUCGAGAGCACCAGGCUGAAUGGAGAAAGUGCUCUUGUCCUCCAAGCACAGCCUUGGUUUUCUGGGAAAAAGGUUAUUGCUCUCACAUUAGAUAUCACUGAUGGGCUCCUAUACUGGUUGGUUCAGGACAGUCAAUGUAUUCACCUGUACACAGCUGUUCUGCGAGGACAGAGCACUGGGGACAUCAGCAUCACGGAGUUUGCAGCCUGGAGUACUUCUGAAAUUUCCCAGAAUGCUCUGAUGUACUACAGUGGCCGGCUAUUCUGGAUCAAUGGCUUCAGGAUGAUCACCGCCCAGGAAAUCGGGCAGAGAACCAGCGUGUCUGUGUCAGAACCUGCCAAAUUCAAUCAGUUCACAAUCAUUCAGAUGUCCCUCAAGCCUCUGCCGAGGAACUUUUCUUCUACCCCUAAAGUUAUACCAGACUCUGUUCCAGAGUCUUCAUUUUGGAUUGAAGGAAAUGCUUCAGCUUUUCAAGUCCUGUGGAGCAGUCCCCCCGCAGUGGACUGGGGUGUGGUUUUCUACAGUGUAGAAGUCAGUGCUGACUCCAAGUUUCUGGCUAGUGAAAAGCAGCUUUUACCUGUAUUUACUGUGGAAGGGCUGGAGCCAUAUGCCUUAUUUAAUCUCUCUGUCACUCCUUAUACAUACUGGGGAAAGGGACCCAGAACAUCUCUAUCACUUCGAGCACCUGAUACAGUUCCAUCUACACCAGAAAACCCCAGAAUAUUUGUAUUACCAAGUGAAAGAUCCCUCAACAAGAAUGAAGUUGUGGUAGAGUUUAGGUGGGACACACCUAGGCAUGAAAAUGGCAUGCUGAUAAGGUUUGAAAUUUUCUAUCACAUAUCCAACCAAAGUGAUGCAAGAAGAACAUCCGAAGGCUGGACUGCUGUCAAUGUCACUUCUUCAGUGACGUCUUUUCAACUCGAGGGCCUGAGACCUGGGUACACUGUUGCCUUCCAGGUUCGAGUCUACACAUCCAAAGGCCCAGGGCCAUUUUCUGACAUAGUGAAGUCUAAAACAUCAGAAAUCAGCCCAUGUCCUUACCUCAUGUCUUUUCUUGGCAAUGAGAUAGUGCUUUUAGAUGUGGACCAAAAUCAAGUUGUGUGGACAUUUUUGGCACAAGAAGACAUUAGCGCCCUGGGCUACACAGCUGAUGAUGACAUGGGGUAUUUUGCUCAAGGAGACUCUCUCUUUCUUCUGAACUUACACAACCGUUCUGGCUCCAAGCUUUUCCAAGAUGCACGCAUUUCUGGCGUCACACUCAUUACAGUCAACUGGAUUUCAAGGCAUCUCUACUUUGUGCUGAAAGAAUCGCAAAAUGGAACACAAAUAUUUGAUGUUGAUCUUGAACACAAGAUGAAACGCCUCAGGGAACUAAAGAUUUGUAACAGGAAUUCAACAAUAGUUUCAUUUUCUGUGUAUCCUUUUUUAAGUCGCUUAUAUUGGACAGAAGUUUCCGAUUUGGGCUGUCAGAUGUUCUACUACAGUAUUAUCAAUCAUACCUUGCAUCACGUCCUGCAACCCACAGCCACAAACCAACAAAAUGGAAGGGUCCAAUGUUCUUGUAAUGUAACUGAAUUUGACUUAAGUGGAACAAUGACUAUUGAUACUUGUGACCUAGAGAAGCCAUGGAUAUAUUUUGCCAAAAGGCAAGAGAUCUGGGCCAUGGAUCUGGAUGGAUGCCAGUGCUGGAGAGUUAUCGUGGUGCCUGCUGUGCAUGCAGGAAAAGCACUUGUUAGCUUAACUGUGGAUAAAGAGUUUAUAUACUGGAUCAUCACAGCAAAAGACAGCACACAGAUUUAUCAAGCGAAGAAGAGAGACGGGGCCGCUGUCUCCCAGGUGAAGACCCUGAGGAGUCGGUGCAUCCUGGCGUACAGUUCUGCUGUGCAGCCUUUCCCAGAUAAAGCAUUUCUGUUUCUAGCUUCAGAUAUUGCAGAACCAGCUAUACUUAAUGCCACUAACACCAGCCUCACAAUCGCCUUGCCUCUGGCCAGGACAAACCGCACUUGGAAGGGCCUCGCCAGCCCAACUGCAACAUACCUGGUUUAUUAUGCAGAACUCCACGGCAGGACAAACAGCUCUUACCUGAAAUAUAAAAUACUGGAAUCUCAGGAGAGGAUAGCUCUCAUUGAAGGUUUACACCCGUUUUCAACAUACAUAAUAAAAAUGGCUAUAAAGAAUUAUUAUUCACACUCUCGGGAGCAUUUACCUCUGGGACAAGCAAUCUUGGGAAAGACGAAAAGUGGCGUUCCAGGGGCUGUUGGAUUCAUUAACACAACAGUGCUGUCAGACACCAGCCUCCUUGUGUCCUGGAGAGAAUCUCACCAGCCAAAUGGCCCUGGAGAAUUGGUUCGCUACCAGCUGGCAAUCUCGAAUCUGCCCCUAAUCCCCAAGGCUCCUCUAAGACAAAGCCAGUUCCCAAACGCAAGGCUCACUCUCCUGCUUGGGACCCUGUCUGGCGGACAGCUGUAUGUGCUAAAGGUCCUGGCCUGCCACUCUGAGGAGAUGUGGUGUGCUGAGAGUCACCCCGUCACUGUCAAAAUGUUUGACACACCAGAGAAACCAUAUGCCUUGGCUCCAGAUAACACUAGUUUGCAAUUAGAUUGGAAGGCUCCAUCCAAUGGCAACCUCACCAGAUUUUGGUUUGAACUCCAAAAGUGGAAAUACAACGAGUUUUUCCAUGUCAAAGCUUCCUGCAGCCAGGGCCCUGCUUAUGCCUGCAGCAUCGCAGAUCUCCAGCCUUACACCUUCUACAGGGUCCGAGUUGUGGUGGUUUAUGUGACGGGAGAAAGGAGCCUCUCACCCCCCGAAAGUUUCCAGACCAAAGCUGGAGUCCCAAGUAAACCAGGCAUUCCCAAACUAUUAGAAGGGAGCAAAAAUUCAAUACAGUGGGAAAAAGCAGAAGAUAAUGGAAGUGGCCUUAUGUACUAUAUCCUUGAGACCAGAAAGAUCAUUUCGGGUGGCUCACAGAACCAGAAUUUAAGGUGGAAGAUGGCAUUCAAUGGGUCUUGCAGUAGCAUUUGCAUGUGGAAGCCCAAAACCCUGAAAGGAACGUUCCAGUUCAGAGUAGUAGCUGUGAAUCGCCUUGGACUUGGUGACUACAGUGGAGUCAGUGAGAAUAUUAUCCUAACUGGAGAUGAUUUGUGGAUACCAGAAACAAGUUUUAUACUUACCAGUAUAGUUGGAGUAUUUCUGGUCAUUACAAUCCCAUUGGCCUUUGUCUGGCAUAAGGGAUUGAAGAAUCAGAAAAACUCCAAGGAAGGGUUGGCAGUUCUAAUGCGUGAAGACAAAGAGCUGGCUGAGCUGCGAGGUCCAGUGGCUGGAGUGGGGCUGGCUAAUGCUUGCUAUGCAAUCCAUACUCUUCCUACCCAAGAGGAGAUUGAAAAUCUUCCUGCCUUCCCACGGGAGAAACUGACUCUGCGUGUCCUGUUGGGCAGUGGAGCCUUCGGAGAGGUGUAUGAAGGGACAGCUGUAGACAUCUUAGGUGUUGGAAGUGGAGCAGUCAAAGUAGCAGUGAAGACUUUGAAGAAGGGCUCCACAGACCAGGAGAAGAUUGAAUUCCUCAAAGAGGCACAUCUGAUGAGCAAGUUUGAUCACCCCAACAUUCUGAAGCAGCUUGGUGUCUGUCUGUUGAAUGAGCCCCAGUACCUUAUUCUGGAGCUGAUGGAAGGAGGGGACCUUCUCACUUAUUUGCGUAAAGCCCGGAUGACAAUGUUCCAUGGCCCUUUACUCACCUUGGCUGACCUUGUAGACCUAUGUGUGGAUAUUUCAAAAGGCUGUGUCUACUUGGAACAGAUGCAUUUCAUCCACAGGGAUCUGGCAGCUCGGAAUUGCCUUGUCUCUGUGAAAGACUAUACUAGCCCUUCACGGGUAGUGAAGAUUGGGGACUUUGGACUCGCAAGGGACAUCUACAAAAAUGAUUAUUACAGGAAGAGAGGGGAAGGCUUACUACCUGUUCGCUGGAUGGCUCCAGAAAGUUUGAUGGAUGGAAUCUUCACGACUCAGUCUGACGUUUGGUCUUUUGGAAUUCUGAUUUGGGAGAUUUUAACUCUUGGCCAUCAACCAUAUCCAGCGCAUUCUAACCUUGAUGUUUUAAACUAUGUGCAAGCAGGAGGGAGACUGCAGCCACCAACGAACUGUCCUGAUGACCUGUGGAAUUUAAUGGCUCAGUGCUGGGCUCAAGAACCGGACCAGCGGCCUACUUUCCACAAGAUCCAAGACCAGCUGCAGCUAUUCAGAAACUUUCCCUUAAAUAACAUUUCUCAGUGCAGAGGUGAAGCAAAUGCCAGUGAAAUUGUAAAUGAAGGCUUUGAAGAUGACAAUGACAACAGGAGCAGUCUGAAUGCAGAUGGUGUUACGCCAAUCGCUUUCAUGGUAACCAGGAACCAAGAAGGGUUAAACUACAUGGUACUUGCCACAGAACCCAGCCAGAGUAAAGACAAUUCUGAGGGUCCUCCGUGCUCCAAAGAAUCCAAGUCUUGCAGUCUGAGGAAAGGAGAGAAGGAGCUGCAAGGAGACCAAGAUUUCUGCCAAGAGAAACAAGUGGCUUGCUGCCUUCCUGGCACUGCCCCGGGCCUGAACUACGCCUGCCUCACUCACGGUGGGUCUGGAGAUGGGUCUGACUCAUAGCGCUGCUUGGACUAGCGUGGAAAUCAACACACUGCUGAAGCUGUUGCUGGGAGAAGAGAAGGCUGGAUGUGGUGGUGGUCCUCUGUGACGCUGAGUUCACACUAUAUAAAGUCUGACUUCUAAUCUCGGUUCCCAGACCUUUUGGUUCCACUUGUAGCAAUCCUCAUGCCAGUGGCCGCUUCCCACCCUCCUCUGGGUGGUAACAAAACACCACAGAUGAGUGUCAGAGACAGGAGUGGGUCUGCUUGGACCUGCAGGAGGGACAGGAAGUGGCCAAGUGGCCAGCCAGACUUCAGGUUAUCCAGAAAGUCAUGAGGAAGGGCUAAAUACACAACAAGGAGGUGCCUGUGUGUGAAAAAUCAUUCAGGCAGCCACUGCUCCGUAAAAUAUUAGCUUUAAUCACCACUGUAAACCAGUUCAUGUUUUGGAGGUAUACAAUAGAGGCUUUGGCCAUAUUGAAAACAGGACAAUGAAGACAUUCAUGUCCUAAAGUUUGGCAUUCUACGAUCUCCGUGUCCAUAAAGACCAUGACUGCGUGCUAUAAUGAAAGUUAAUGACUGUAAAGACUGGGCAGAGGGUGCAGCUCAGUGUGGAGCACAUGCCUGAGUCCAUUACACAAGGUCCUUGCAGCUUUUUCCCAUGAAUGGAGUGCCUGUGGAUAUCAUCUCCUGGUUUCUUUCAUGUCACAUAAUUGCAGAAGAUUUCUCUCGUCACUGAAAAUUCCUUAUGAAUGAUUCUGAAGCCUGUAUAAACUCCCUUAAAAUGCA